This is a messenger RNA of Meira miltonrushii, 940 nucleotides long. RefSeq lists its product as uncharacterized. Bases 52 to 786 code for a protein of 244 amino acids. The transcript has a single exon. Gene Ontology annotation, molecular function: microtubule plus-end binding. Gene Ontology annotation, cellular component: nucleus; microtubule plus-end; cytoplasm. NCBI's taxonomy places the organism in Eukaryota, Fungi, Basidiomycota, Exobasidiomycetes, Exobasidiales, Brachybasidiaceae. Gene Ontology annotation, biological process: cytoplasmic microtubule organization. The record is from RefSeq and is a predicted model, not a curated record.
CCUGGGCAUAUUAAUAUCUUUGCCAUUUAAACGUUCAUCAAUUCAUACAAGAUGUCCAAUUCUACAGUCUUGGUCACGAUUCAUGCACCUACUGUACCAAUCGUUUCUGAAAGGAGAUUACCAGCAGAUACCGCCUUGCUUGCGAUCAAAGGUCGUUUAGAACUCUUAUGUGGUGUUCCACCAGAAGCACAAAAGCUUUCCGUUUGGAGCUCGCGAACAGAUGAUAAGGAUAGUAGACCUUCCCUGGUUUUACAUUUGGACAACAGUCAUGCUUCAAAGACGCUAGAAGAGCUAGGCGUUAAAGAUGGAAUGGGAAUCUUGUUGGAAGAUCAACGCAGUACAUCAGAAAGGGAUCAAUUCGGAGCGGAAGAAGAGGAAAAGGUGCAAAAGUACGAAAUGGAUGAUGAAACGUAUGCACAAAGAUCGGAUACCGUAAUGGCAUACAAGCAAAGAAUGAAAAUGGGUCGCUUUGGCGAUACACAAUCAGUCUCUUCUUCCGAUGCAGGUCAAUUACCUGAGCAAUAUAAAGUAGAUGCUCGAUGUGAGGUGGAAGGAAGUAGGAGAGGAACGAUUCGAUAUGUUGGGGAAACAGAAUUUGCAAAAGGUAUCUGGAUAGGCGUAGAAUAUGAUGAACCUGUAGGAAAGAAUGACGGAAGUGUGGCAGGAAAGAGGUACUUUACCUGUACUCCUAAAUUUGGCGGUUUUGUCAAAGCUGAAAAGGUGAACGUAGGCGAUUUUCCCGUUCGAUCGAUCGAAGAUGAAUUGGAAGAUGACGAGGAGAUGUAAUAUUAUGCGACCAUCAAUGAUACCCUUUCUUCAUGCUACCAACACAAUCUUUCCAUUUGCAUGGGAUUUCUAUAUCCUGUUGAAUCGAUGAGAAAAAACGAACUUGUAGGAGUGCGGGAGGCAAAGUCUUUUCAAAAGGUGCGAAAGGGGGGAC